Messenger RNA from Medicago truncatula (barrel medic), 2145 nucleotides. Its product is annotated as SRSF protein kinase 1. The record is from RefSeq and is a predicted model, not a curated record. Gene Ontology annotation, molecular function: ATP binding; protein serine/threonine kinase activity. Bases 120 to 1760 code for a protein of 546 amino acids. The transcript has 4 exons. NCBI's taxonomy places the organism in Eukaryota, Viridiplantae, Streptophyta, Magnoliopsida, Fabales, Fabaceae. Gene Ontology annotation, biological process: spliceosomal complex assembly; peptidyl-serine phosphorylation; regulation of mRNA processing.
CACCUUACUGAAUUAAUCAAUUAAAUUAACCGCGAAGGGAAAAAAGCAAGUGUCUGAAAAAUCCAUUUUUCUCUUCUCUUUCACUCUCACUCUACAAUUAAUUUUUUUGGGUCAAACAAAUGGGUGGCGGACACGACGACACCACCACCGAAAGCAGCGAUUUCACCUCCGAAGACGAAGGCACAGAAGAUUACCGACGCGGUGGCUACCACGCCGUUCGAAUCGGCGACACUUUCAGCUCCGGUCGUUAUGUCGUUCAGAGCAAGCUUGGUUGGGGCCAUUUCUCCACUGUUUGGCUCGCUUGGGAUUCCCAUCAUUCUAGAUACGUUGCUUUGAAAGUUCAGAAGAGUGCUCAGCAUUACACCGAGGCUGCUCUGGAUGAGAUAACGAUUUUGCAACAGAUUGCGGAGGGAGACACUGAUGAUAAAAAAUGUGUGGUCAAGCUUUUAGAUCAUUUCAAGCAUUCUGGUCCAAAUGGACAGCAUGUUUGUAUGGUUUUUGAGUACCUAGGGGAUAACCUCUUAACUCUUAUUAAGUAUAGUGAUUAUCGCGGAAUGCCUAUCAAUAUGGUUAAAGAGAUAUGCUUUCAUAUUUUGGUUGGAUUGGAUUACUUACAUAAGCAGCUUUCUAUCAUACAUACCGACUUAAAACCCGAAAAUAUCCUUCUCUUAUCAACAAUUGACCCGUCUAAGGAUCCUAGAAAAUCUGGUGCUCCUCUCAUUCUUCCUAAUAGUAAAGACAAGACUAUGCUGGAGUCAACGGCUGCAAGAGACACAAAAACAUCAAAUGGAGAUUUUAUUAAGAAUCAUAAGAAAAAUAUUAAGAGAAAAGCCAAGCAAGCAGCUCAUGGAUGUGCUGAGAAGGAGGCAUCUGAAGGAGUUGAUGGUAAUCAUGAAACCUCUGGUGCUGUAGAAUCAUCUCCGAAUGCAAGUUCUGCAAGAGAACAAGCUUCUAGUUCUGCUGGCACUAGUAGGUUAUCGGAUGCGGAUGGAAUGAAGUUAAAAGAGCAGGGCAACAGAAGAGGAAGCCGCACAGUGAGACAGAAACUGCUUGCCUCAGCUGAUGUCAAGUGCAAGUUAGUUGACUUUGGUAACGCUUGCUGGACAUAUAAACAGUUUACAAAUGAUAUUCAGACAAGACAGUAUCGGUGCCCAGAGGUUAUCCUUGGAUCAAAAUAUUCUACAUCUGCAGAUCUUUGGUCAUUUGCUUGCAUAUGUUUUGAGCUUGCAACUGGAGACGUAUUAUUUGAUCCUCAUAGCGGGGACAACUUUGACAGGGACGAGGACCACUUAGCAUUAAUGAUGGAACUUCUUGGAAUGAUGCCGCGUAAGAUCGCACUAGGGGGGCGUUAUUCCCGGGAUUUCUUCAAUAGAUAUGGCGAUUUGAGACAUAUCCGUCGGUUGCGAUUCUGGCCCUUAAAUAAAGUGCUUAUGGAGAAGUACGAUUUUAGUGAGAAAGAUGCAAGUGACAUGAGUGACUUCUUGGUUUCUAUCCUUGACUUUGUUCCUGAGAAAAGACCUACAGCCGGUCAAUGCCUGCUACAUCCGUGGAUGAAUGCAGGUCCCCGUCUUUUGGAGCCAUCAGUGCCUUCUUCUAAUCACAACCCUGGUGCUGAAACUGCUAACUCUGACCAGAAGAACAAGGACAAAGAUGAGAGGGAGGCCAUGGAGGCUGGAAUUGGAAACAUUGCUAUCAAUUCAGAUUCUAAACCACUCAUGCAUUCUCCAUCAAAGAAAGUAUUCCAAGGAAGCCGCAAGUAGUUCAUCUUGAUAGAGCUCUCCUAGGUGACUGACUGUAUUUAUGUUCGACGCGUGCCCAAAUGAUGUUCGUGUGAAUUGUUUCCAGGGCUUGUUUUCAGAAAUGCUGGAUUGGAUGGGGUUGUGCUUGUUUAAAGCUAGGGGCCAGCUAGUUCCUUUGUGUCUGCCAGACAACACAAUAAGGAUACAACAUGAGCUCUUACCAUUAAGAAUACAAUUAUGAUAUAUCCUGUUAAUUGUUUCUCAUGUCAAAGAUGAUGAUGGCCUUUGUUCCUUGUUAGCAUUGACUUGUUUGUGAACAGUUGUUCAUUGUCAUGUAUGUACUCUUGUGCCGAAUGAUAUUCUUGAUAUACGAAAACAUUGCUGACAUGCUCUGAAUUAUUCUUCA